AUGGAUGCUGCUAAAGCACGUGCUCAUAUUCCGGAACCAACCUAUUUUGAAUAUAAUCAACGAGAUGCAAUAAUUUAUGCACUCGGAGUUGGCGCCAACGCCAAAACCGAUUUGAAUUAUAUUUAUGAAAAUGCGUCGGAUUUCAAAGUUCUUCCAUCGUUUUUGGUUGCUCCAGGAUUUCCAUCGGGAAAUGUUAUGGAUUGGCCGGGAGUUGAAUUUGAUUUGACACGAAUUUUGCAUGGAGAACAAUAUAUUGAAUUGGUUGAACCAUUGGCGGCUGAUGGAAAAUUGAGAUCCGAGGGAAGAGUUGUUGAUAUUUUGGAUAAAGGAUCUGGCGCUUUGAUUCUUGUUGAAAGUGAGUUUUUUUUGGGAGAAAGAGAGAGGGCAGGGAAAGUUUAUGCAAAAAAUAUUAGAACGAUUUUUGGGUUUUGGGGAAAGUUCAGAAAAAUAUUGCGCGCGUUACUGUAGAAUUUGAGUUAGAAUUACUCAAAAUUAAAAAAAUUCGUGAUAUUUUUCAGAUUAGUUUCAAACUUACAAAAAGUAUGAAAAAAAAUUCUGAAAUUUUUUGGCCUUUCUCAAAAUUAAAAGCCUCAUCAGAUUCAGAUUUCAAUUUUUUUUAUUUUUUCGGAACAAAAUUAAAAAUCGAAAUUUAAAACCUUUGUUGAAGAAUUUUAAAAAUCAGAAUUAUUAAUUCUCAAGAUCAAACAAAUUUAGAACCUUUUCAAACUUCUUCAUUUCCAGUCACCACUUUUGACGAAACCACAAACAAAAAAAUCGGCAUGCAACAAAUGGGAAUCUUCCAAGUUGGCGGCGGAAAAUUUGGUGGAUCUCGCACAUCUCCUCACGAAAAACCAGCCGCAACAAUUCCGUCUCGCGCACCAGAUGCAGUUAUCGAAGAGCCAACAUAUCCAAAUCAAGCAGCUCUUUAUCGCCAAGGCGGUGGAGAUCUCAAUCCAUUGCACGUUGAUCCAAAUUUUGCGAAAAUGUCUGGUUUUAAAGAGCCAAUUCUUCAUGGAUUGUGUUCUUUGGGUUUUGCAACUCGACAUGUUAUUAGUACUUGGGCUAGAAAUGAUUCGGAUAAAUUCAAGGCAAUGAAAGUCAGAUUUUCUUCACCGGUUAUUCCUGGACAAACUCUUGUUACCGAAACUUGGAAAGAGGGAAAUCGCAUCAUUUUCCAAACAAAAGUCAAGGAAACCGGAAAAGUUGUUGUGUCAAAUGCUUAUGUUGAUUUGCAUGAAGCAACUGCAACUCCAACAAAAUCAAAGAUUUGA
Molecule: messenger RNA, 1271 nt
Organism: Caenorhabditis angaria
Lineage: Eukaryota; Metazoa; Nematoda; Chromadorea; Rhabditida; Rhabditidae
Source: the annotation of a GenBank genome assembly